Haemonchus placei is the source of this 2274-nucleotide messenger RNA. Lineage: Eukaryota; Metazoa; Nematoda; Chromadorea; Rhabditida; Trichostrongylidae. The record is from the annotation of a GenBank genome assembly.
AUGAGUAGUCAUGUCGAAUUUGCGUUCCAUUAUCGAAUUACUGAAUUUAUGCGUCUGAUUGUCGACGAUGUUGAUUUCAUGGAAACCGAUGGUCUAAUGGAAGUCGCUGAAUGGAUGAUGAAGAAGAUCAGAGGACGCGUCUGUCCGUUCGCUGCUCGUUUUUCAAUCGAUGAAGAGGACGAGGUCGAAGUCGACAAUAUUACAGUUGCCUUUCUAUUUGACCUCUUGCUGACUUGCCAAAAACGGCAGGUAGAGCGUGUCGACUUUGAAGUCGAAAGUGAACCUCGUACGGUGUGCUGGAAAUGCCAUACGUUCGUUGCUGAGAAGAUCGCCAAAGAUUCUUCAAAGGAUAUCCCCUUAUUCGAGCCAGCUGACGUUGAAUUUGAUGCCGGUUUCAUCGACUUCCUCAAGAAGUUGGAAGAGCGUCAAGAGAUGAUCAAGGAAUCCGCGCUACGCCUUCUUUCUCCACCUCGUCCGUCUGUGCUACCUGAGCAGAACCGUCUGGAAAAGUCUGUCCAGACCACUGGCAAUUGCACAUCACUUCCAGCUGAUGCGUUCGUCCCUGAGCUUCCGUCACCGGAUUUGGCCGAAUUCCAUGAUGCACAGGUGGACAUCGGAAGCAGCGUCGACAACUUUGUUGAUGCACUCUUUGAUUUCGAGCCGAAAGCUAAGAACAAUAGUGCAGUUUUCAAGCGCUACCCUGCAUCACGUUUCUUCCCAUCGAGAAAUAUCAAUUGGGGAAACCAAGCAGAACUCGUUGGUUGUUGGGGGAACUCAUCGAGAAAGAUCGCUCUACCAUGGUCGUGUCGGUCUUUGCAACAAUUCGGUUCGGUUCGGGAAAUGAAUUCACCAUCCACGAUCGAGGAUCUUAUAGCUCUUCAUGAUAGCGCUGCAAUUUGUCAUAGGGUUCAAAAAAAAUGGGAUAGGCUCCAAAGUGAAGCUGGUUUGUCGAUGACAGCCGCAUUGAGUACUGGUAUAGGAGGAGUUGAGGAGUGUUCACAAGAACAGCCUCAACCUGAAAAAAAGAGUAAACGACGAGAAAACGAAGAGUGGGUUGCCGCUCUGUUGAAAAUGCUCGAACAAAAGCCGACGAAAAGCCGAAAACUUCUUCGAGGGCUCAUCAACUAUUCCAAAGAACAUAAGUCUUCAAAGUCGUCAAAGUCACGUAGUGCUGGGCUGCACCCUGCCUCACCCUCGAAGCACUCAGACACUGAAACAAAGGAGUCCGCUGCAGAAAAUGGCCCAGCGCCAUCGGUGGACAAUGCCAAUCCGGCUGUGGAUGUCUACGAAUACAUGAGGAUGAAACUGAAGGAGCAUGAGAAAUCAAAGAAGGACUCCGGGAAAGAGGUCAAGGUGGAAUCAAAGCCAAAGAAGGUGAAAAAAGAGAAAAAUCAGAACGACAUUCGUGUGUACCUAGUGGGGCGGAAGUCGUUGUCAAAGAAUCGAAUUGCUGGGAAAUACGUGAAAUUGAACAAAACUCCUACCGUUGCAGUGGUUGGGGAAUCGAACACACGUUUUGUUGGCCGUCUUUCUAACACGGCUGUCGUCUACGGUAAAAGUUUCAAACUCACAAAUCUAUCUCGAAAGGAGCUUCAUCUCAGCGUCGCUCCAAUUGAUUGGCCAGAGCACAUUCAAUUGCUGCACCCGAUUUCUGCGACGAUCCUAGCUCCCGGACAAACUAAGGACAUGGCGGUUACCGUAACCCGUUCGGAUGGAACGGUUGCUUCGGAAUGUCACCUGUUGUCGAUUGUUCAUCGAAAGACUACAGUGUCCCACGUUCUCACAUUUAGAAUUGACGCUAUGGCCGUUCAUCAUCAAGGCCCACUACUAUCGGAGCUUUAUACACCAGAAGAAGUCAAAAUGAUCACGACAUUCCGCCCAGUACUAAAUCUUCCUCGUCCUCUUGAUGAGGGCCACCAACAGUCUUCUGAUGAGGCUGAGGCCACGGAAACUGUACACACUGUUAUCAAUAUGCUGAAGGAUGAAGUCGAUAGCAUGUGUACCGGAGUUAUUCCACAAACUAAGGUUGAAGCGAACUCCGUGCACACACUCACUGAAACAGGUGUGAUUGAGUGUAAUCAAAUGACUGACAGCGUUCACACUGCAAUUGGGGAUACCGAGGAAGAGUGCAUAGCUGCUCUGGAAAAGGUCACAGUCACUGAAGCAGAAGAAACAGCCAGCGAUUCGUCAGGCUCAGACUUCGAGCUUAUCGACGUCGAUGAGGGUGGCAGUAUCUCGUCAGAGGCUGAAGAAGGCGAUUUCGUGACCGCUUAG